Messenger RNA from Trichobilharzia regenti, 3145 nucleotides. Lineage: Eukaryota; Metazoa; Platyhelminthes; Trematoda; Strigeidida; Schistosomatidae. The record is from the annotation of a GenBank genome assembly.
CUUGACCAAUCCCCGCACCACUCCUCAUGGAGUCUACCAGAGCUAAAGCAGUCGAGUGGCUGGACUUACUACGCAGAAGCUAAUCGAAGAUCUGGAACCUCUACCUCAAAAUCAAGAAGCGAGCUCAAACAAAUCACUGGUUUAUACUAGCUCGUAAUCAGGAUAUUGGAUAUUGGAUUGGAUGCUGGACAUACGCGGGUUUUCCAGGAAACUGACCUUGAGUCUAGUUCUACUGUCAGUUUACGUUCGUUGCACCAAGUUUUGUUUUUUGGGUCAAUGUAAUGUCUGUUCCUCCUCCUCCACCUCCUCCGCAACUCAAGUUCACAAGGCCACCUCCCAAACAGGUUUCUGAGUCUUCUGGCCCAGCAUUUUUGGCAGAUAUUAAAGCUGGAAAAGCACUUAGGAAGGUUCCGGAUUCUGAAAAAAGGGAUAGAAGUGCGCCAUUGGCAUCUAAAUGUACAGAUCGUAACGAUGCAGGAAGUGGUUCAGGUACAGUGUCGUCUAUAUCUGGUGGAGUUUGUCCACCACCAAUGGGUCUUCCAAAUCCUUUUGCAAAUGGAGCACCAAAAUUAAGACCAGUUGGCUCUGUAGAUGUUUCACGUAAUAAUACAGUUCAGAAUUCAGUGACAAGACAACCUGUAGGUGGAUAUGCAAAAAAUCCUGCACCACCGCCACCACCGCCAACCGCACCUCCACUGCCACAGUCUUCCCCACCACCAUCUCCGCCUCCAGCAUCAUUUGUAUUUCCGAACACAAUUUCUUCAGAUAUACCGUCAACAACACCUUAUACAGUGUAUCAACAACGUCCUAAUCCAGUGUCCAAUGGGAUUUCAUGUCAUCAUCAUCACCAUCGAAAUCAGCUUGUCCUUAGUUGUUGCUGCUGUUGUUUUCUAAUUAAAAAUAAAAAAAAAUCAAUAUGUAUACAAUAUAAUUUAUCUACUUCUAUGAAGGCUAUUCGUAAUGGACCCUCACAACCACAACCACAAGCACCACCUCCAACACCUGCUAGACCAUCAUUUUCUUCUAAAACAUCAGCUGAUCAUAACUAUCCUAGGUCAAAUUUUUACAGAAGACUAUCUACAGAUUGUUUUAAUCAGGCGAGUACAAAUAUUAUGCCAAACAGUUCAGUACAGACUAUCACAUCACAUUCAUCAUCAAUACCGAUAUCACCUCCAGUAACAAUAAUGAAUGAUAGCAAUACUAAUACCACUAAUAACAACAACAACAACAACAAUAUAAUGAUGAGUUAUACUGUUAGUGGUAAUGUUACUAGUGGGUAUACUGCUGUUGUAUCUCCAUCCCCACCUCCACCACCACCGCCACCACCACCUCCUCCUUCUGGACGUUCUCCACGACGAAAACAGAGUAAUUCGAAUCGUUAUCAGCGAGUUGGUUCAACCAAUACCGAUAUGAAUGGCAUACCUGUUGGCCAAUCAACUAAAGUAAUACGUAUCUCGUCAUCUGGUAACAGUUUGAACGGGAACGGGAAUUACAAUGGAGAGGCGAUAUCGUCAACAACAACAACUCCGUUGUUACCAUCCUGUGUAUAUGAUUUGAAUGUGCCGCCGCCGCCACCACCACCACCACCGACGACAACGACGACAACAAUGAUGAAUUCACGUGCUCAUCCGACACCACCGCCACCACCUUCUAUUGGAAAUGAUUAUUUAAACAGUAAUGGCGGUAAUAAUACCAACAACAAUAUAGCCAGUCUUGUACGUCAAUUUGAAGCUCGUUUCACAUUUCUUGAUAUUGGAAAUAUUCCUGUACCUAAGGCUUAUCAUGGUCCUAAAACAUAUCGAAGUACUGCAAGCAUAAAUCAUAAUAUUAAUAAUAAUGAUGGGCAUCGUACUCAAGUACCGCAUCGAGUAGCUCCUUCAGCGCCAAGAAAUUACUAACUAACCAACCAACCAACUAACUAACUAACUCCCUUGUUAGAUGAACACAAUUCACUAUUAAGUAAAAAGAAAAGUUAAUUCUUAUAUUAUCGAUUUUAUAAUUCUACUAUAUCAAUUACCCCAAAUAACUGGGUGGAUCACGCAGGUGCAGCGGGGCGGGACGGGACGGGACGCAGCGUGUUGACGCAAAACAAUCGUGAUGUGGUGUUAUAUAUAUAUAAUAUGAAUUAUUUCUUCUUGUUUUACACUAUCAAAUACCCUAAUUAACCUUUAUUUGAUUCUAUUUUGUGUGUGUGCGCGCGUAACACAGUUCGUGUUUAUUUUGAGUAAUCUCUUGUUCUUGCGUGUUUCGGGCUGACAAGCGCACUCUCUCUCUCUCUCUCUCACAGACUCAGACAUUUGCAUCUUACAAGUGCCUUUUGUCGUUAUUAAGUAGUAUUCUUUCACCUACAGGAAGGUGAAUAAUCCUGGAAACUUGCUUGACUGGCAUCUCUUGAAUGCUGCCAUUUUGUUUCUGUACUCCCCGUUUCUCUUGCUUCUGACCAUAUUCCCGCAAGCCUCCCCCUCCCUCCACCCCUCGAAUUUAUUUGUUACUCUUGUUUUGAUUUUUAUGAAUUUGAAACAAAAUUUUUGCUGUGAUCUAGAUAACUAACUCAAUAACUAAGUGACUAAGCAAUUAAAUUCUUCACAUUUUUCUGUCUUUUUUUAUGUGUUUUUCAUUCUUCUCAACACACACACACACACUCGCUCACAAAUACACAGACACACACACUGAUUUCAUUUGACUGACGAAUUGUUUGUGUGAGAGAAAGAGAGAGCCACGGGAUGGUUCGUUUUCUUCUCACUUGAAACUUGUCAACAAUGUCAAUUUUCUUCUUCUGUUUUUUAUACUUUUUUCAUAUUCUCUGUUUUUGUAAACGAAUCUGUCUCACUAUUAUUAUUAUUAUUAUUAUUAUUAUUAUUAUUAUUAAUAUGAUCAUACAUUUUGAAGUGAAAGGUUUGUUAUAAUAUUGAUCGAUUUUAUAAGAGACAAGUGUAAAGAACUAACUAACUAACCAACCAACUCACUCACUCAUUAACAAACUCAUCAAACGAAUAAUUGUCUUGAGGAGAAAGCAGGCGACGAGGUCGACGCUGACGACGCCGAGAAGGAGGAGCAGGCGAAGGAGAUGUUAUGUGUGUGUGUGUGCUUGUGUGUAAAAGAAGCAAUUUUCAGAAUGACCAACAAAGAAAUAUUUAUUUAUUUC